AUCACAAUUUUUUUAUUGAUUUAAAACAUGUCUUUGUUUGCCCAGCUACAUCGUUUGAACAAUCUGGUAAUAGGAGGAUACAGAACUGUGCUACACGGAAGAGCAAGCAGAGGAAACUGGCUGAAUCUGAACCAGUCCUUCAGCUAUACAACACGCAAGUCUGCAGAAGAAAGGUUAGGCAUAGAGAAGCCAAAAAGGCCUUUGACUCCAUUCUUUAAGUUUAUGACUCAAAUGCGACCAGCACUGCUUGCCAAGAACCCUGGCAUCACCUCUAAAGAGGCUAUUGCUUGGAGCUCUAAGCAUUGGCAGGAAUUGGAUGCAGAGACUAAAUCACAAAUGACAAAAGAAUAUGAGAAGGACCUAGAGGACUAUAAAAAAAUAAAAAAAAUAUAUGAUGCAUCCCUCACAGAUGAGCAGAAACAAGAAAUCAAGAGAGUAAAAGAAGUAAUGACUGCAGCCAGAGAAAAGCGGAAACUGAAAGCCGAGUACAAAGAAUUAGGCAGACCUAAGAAACCAAUGUCGUCAUACUUCCUGUUCAUGCAAAUGAAAAAAGAUGCACUGAAAGGCAAUAACAUUAAGGAGUUCCAAGAGAAGGUAAAACAAGAAUGGCUUAAACUAACUGAAAAUGAACGAACCAAAUAUGAGAAACAGGCUCAGGAACUUAUGAAUAAGUACAAAAAAGAUCUUGAAGCAUGGGAGCUAAAAAUGGUGGCAAAAGGUAGAUCAGAUCUUGUGCGUGCAAAGCCCAUAGCAGAGAAAAGGAUAAAAUCUACAAAGAAAGCCCAAUAGGAACUCGGGUGCUCUGACAAAACCAAUGACUCACCUAGUGAUAAGAGUAAUGUUAAUUUACAAAGUUUUAGUAAGCUUCAUAUUUCUACUACUCCAGAACUGAUUUCCAACAUAGCUCCAAGUAUUGAUAUGAUUGAGUCAAAUCGUCAGAGCACGGGUGAAAAAUUAGAAUCUAACCAAACCGAAUCUUUGCCGACAAAUGAAGAAGGCAAACAAAGUAAGGCCAUUAUCAGUAGAAUAAAGAGACUAUUUAAGUUUUAGUUGCAAUUCUGUAAUAAUUUCUUUUAUUUUGUUAGUGAUGUUGCCAUUAAGUUGAUGCACUUGACCACAUAGUAUUAUUUUUGAGCCUCUUGUUUUUAGUUUAAGGCUUUUUGAGAAGUUAUAUAAAAAUAGAUGUGUCUAUAAUACUUAUAAAAAUAUUCUUAGUUUCCAUUUUUUAGCUUUGCACCUGAAAGUUGUUAAUAAAAUUAUUAUGGUGUUGUAAAUGUAACCUUAUAAUGUCAAACUUUAAAGUUGAAUCUAUUUUCAGGUUUAAAACCUCGUAUUUUUAUAUAGUCAAUAGUACACUCAACAAAAUACCACUUGUGGUAUGAAUGGUCUAAACUGUUGCACUGAGUAUGCCGUUGACCCGCAUCCCUUAAUGAUGAGAUCUGACUUACCAAAUAGUUUCAUUUUGUCAAUACAAACUGGUUUUUAUAGCACAAUUACUUCUUGUUUUUUCCAGCAACUUUUGGUACAAAGAGAACUCUGCUUUCAAACACAAAGAAAGGAACAAUAUUCCUUUGUUUUUUUAGGACUAUAACUAAUUAUUACAGCUAUGUCAGUAAUAACAAAAAAUAAAUAUAACCCA
Messenger RNA from Hyposmocoma kahamanoa, 1639 nucleotides. RefSeq names its product transcription factor A, mitochondrial (gene TFAM). The record is from RefSeq and is a predicted model, not a curated record. The transcript is spliced from 5 exons. Gene Ontology annotation, molecular function: transcription cis-regulatory region binding. NCBI's taxonomy places the organism in Eukaryota, Metazoa, Arthropoda, Insecta, Lepidoptera, Cosmopterigidae. The coding region runs from base 28 to 789 and encodes 253 amino acids.